Messenger RNA from Puntigrus tetrazona (Sumatra barb), 1361 nucleotides. It is a transcript of the gene ptn, whose product is annotated as pleiotrophin. Gene Ontology annotation, molecular function: growth factor activity. The record is from RefSeq and is a predicted model, not a curated record. NCBI's taxonomy places the organism in Eukaryota, Metazoa, Chordata, Actinopteri, Cypriniformes, Cyprinidae. The transcript is spliced from 5 exons. The coding region runs from base 152 to 628 and encodes 158 amino acids.
CGCUCUCACAGACACCAUUAGCACGGCUCUGUGGUGGAAAUAGAGCGCUAGAGAUAAAGAGAGAGAGAGACAGGAGGAUCAAAAGAAAAACAAAGAGGGCAAACAGGUGGAAUUAGGAAGAGAAACAGCAAACUAUUCCUCAGACUACAGCAUGCAGCAGCAGUGGGUGUGUGUGGCUCUACUGGCCCUCCUGACUGUCACAGUGACGCUGGCAGAUGGUGGAAAAACAGAGAAACAAGGUAAGAAGGAGCGUAAAUCGGACUGUGGCGAGUGGCAGUGGAGCGUGUGUGUGGCUAACGAGGGUGACUGCGGCCUGGGCACCAGAGAGGGCACUCGCACCGGCACCGACUGCAAACAGACCAUCAAAACCCAGCGCUGCAAAAUCCCCUGCAACUGGAAAAAGCAGUUUGGAGGCGAGUGUAAGUACGACUUUGAAGCGUGGGGUGAGUGUGACUCCACCACGGGGAUGAAGACGCGCACCGGUGUGCUAAAGAGAGCGCUGAUGGACGCUAGCUGCCCGAACUCCGUCAGCGCCACCAAACCCUGCGGAAAACCCAAGACCAAGAUACAAGAUUCUCAGAAACCAAAACGGGAAGGAAAGAAGAAGGAGCGGAACCCGACGGACUAGAAGCCGCUCUCUUCUGCUCCUCAGGCAGACGUGGAUGAGGCCGCAUACUAUUUACAGUAGAAUAUUUUUAGAUUGUUUGUAGCUUUAAAUUACGGCUCACAGAAUAAUACAUGAAUGAUGAAAGAAACAAACGAAUUACUAAUAUCUCCCGCUGAAUCCUCUAACGCUGUAUCAGACCGCCCCGUUCACACAGACAUGUUCUGAGAACGCUUUUCUAACGUUCCCGUUAGGUUGUGAAAAGGUUAUUUCUGAAUUAACUCUAAACAUCCCAAACAUCCAGUUUUAAGACGGUUAUGCGGAUGCGAGGGGAUUGUUACGUUUGAUCAUGAAAACAUUCCAGAAAACUCUGAAAGAACGUUCUGUUAACGUUUCUUGAACUUCAGCCGUGUUUGCUGGCCGCUUGGACGUCACAGGUGAAUAAAAUCAUGCAUCAUUGUAUUUCAUGAAAUGUCCUCAUCAAACACGAUGGGAAUUCAAAUUUGGAUUGUAAUUGAUGAACAGAAAAGUAAUACUCCUUAAAAGUAAUGUGGAAUUAAAAUGGGAUCUACUAAACACAACAAAUGUUCAAAAGAUGUUUCUGAAAUAUUCUAUGCCUAGAGCGUAUUUAUGGAUAAUACGGGAAAUAAAUAAAGCAUCGGUUAAAAGUUGUACACGGUUCUAAUUCAUUUCAAAUUGUAUAAAAUUCUACUUCUCUGCUGGAGAAUGAAAUAAAGUUAAACUAGAGUUAAACUAA